Messenger RNA from Ziziphus jujuba (common jujube), 1449 nucleotides. RefSeq lists its product as uncharacterized. Gene Ontology annotation, molecular function: hydrolase activity. Lineage: Eukaryota; Viridiplantae; Streptophyta; Magnoliopsida; Rosales; Rhamnaceae. The transcript is spliced from 4 exons. The record is from RefSeq and is a predicted model, not a curated record. The coding region runs from base 284 to 1243 and encodes 319 amino acids.
UAAGAAAACGAAAUCUAUUUCCUCUGAAUGGAUCGUGAAUUUUGCUGCCUAGAACUCGCGUCAAACUAAUUACUUCCCUCUUGGUCAAACGUCCAAUGGUUCAUCUUUUGACUUUGGCCACCUGCCCAACCACUGAUCGUCCCAAUCGUUUUGGUUCAAAAAGAGACAACAAUAAUCGCAAUUUACAGGCCCUUGAGUAAUACUUUUCUCUUUUUCUCUCUCACGCAGACACUAAAAAAGAUUUGAGAGAAUAAAAAAAAAAAAAAAAAAAAACAGAUACAAGAUGAGCGAUGUAAAUCACCAAAGGAUCAAAACCAACGGGAUAUGGAUUCAUGUAGCAGAGAAAGGGAGUGGUCCACUGGUUCUCUUGCUUCAUGGCUUCCCAGAGCUCUGGUAUUCAUGGCGGCAUCAGAUUGACUUCUUGGCUGACCAUGGAUAUCAUGUCGUGGCACCUGAUUUGCGAGGCUAUGGGGACUCUGAUUCUCCACUUAGCCCUAGCUCUUACACCAUCUUUCACUUGGUUGGAGACCUUAUCGGACUAAUUGACCAUUUUGGUGAAGAAAAGGCAUUCAUUGUGGGAAAUGACUGGGGAGCAGUUGUUGGGUGGCAUAUAGGCUUGUUCAGGCCUGAUAAAGUCAGGGGUCUGGUUGCUUUAACUGUUCCUUACUUUCCAAGAUCUCCAACCAUUGCAACUACUGAAUCUCUCAGGCAAAAUUUUGGAGAUGGGUGUCAUGUUGUUCAGUUUCAGGAACCAGGAAGAGCAGAGAGGGCAUUUGCUAGAUACGACUAUUCAACAGUGAUGAAGAAGUUCUUGCUGAUAACCGACCAAGUUUUCUUAGCUCCUCCUGACAUGGAGAUGAUCGAUUAUCUGGAGACUCCAUGGUCGUUGCCAUCAUGGAUUACCGAAGAGGAGAUCCGAGUUUUUGCUGAAAAGUAUGAAGAAUCUGGUUUUACUGGUCCUCUCAACCACUACCGUGCUAUGGACUUGAGUUGGGAGCUCCUUGCACCGUGGCAAGAAGCAAAAAUUGUGGUUCCGACAAAGUUCAUAACAGGUGACAAAGAUAUUGGUUUUGAGGCUUUUGGUACUAAGGAAUUUGUGAAAGGUGAUGUUUUUAAGAGCUUUGUCCCAAACCUUGAAGUUGUUAUCAUUCCAGACGGCCACCAUUUUAUCAACCAAGAGAAACCUCAACAAAUCUCAGAGGAAAUACUUUCUUUUCUUCGCUCACAGUAUGUGGAUUCAUGAAAAAGUAUCUUUUUGUUGUGAUGAUAUGUAUAAUGUUCCCCUAAACCUAUUCCCCUAGACAGUGGUUUAAUCAAAAAAAAAAAAAAAAAAACAGAAGGGGAAAGUAAUCCAAGCUAUUUUAAUUUACUUUGUGAUGUUUAUUACAUAAGCUCAUUCCUUUGGAAUUAAAUUAAGUAAUAAGAAGGGGAAAAUUAAGUUAUUCAGUA